AUUUUUUUUUUUUUUUUUUUGACGUUUUGCCUCGAUACAUCUUGCCGCGAUAUUUCAGCCGUGAAAGGUCGACACUUCGCGAGCUUCAACAACAGUUUGCUAACGUGUUUAUCUCGAGACCUUCUCACCGCUCGUGUCGGUUUACUGAACGGUUCCGACUGGUCCUGUUAAUCCCCGGGAAGAAGCGCACAGCCCGGCUCUCAGUUUAUCUUUCUUCAGCUGCGGAGCGUUAAUUUACUGAAAAGGUUAUCCCGGGUGAAAUUAGCGAGCUUUUGUGGCACGAAAUAGGUCACGCAGCGUCUUGUUGAUAGCGGAGUCUGAUUUCUGUCCUCUCCCGCCGCCUCCUCCUGCGGGUCCGCAGACGUUAACGGUCACACGGACGAUGGUUUUACUAAGAAACAUCCGUCCGCCCACCGAGGGAGUGCGGCACGAGCAAGCCGAGACCACAGUGGUGAUGGACGGCCAUAAGCUGGGCUGCGGCACGCUGUACGUCGCCGAAGCGCGUCUGUUGUGGUUCGACGGCUCUGGGAUGGGUUUCUCUCUGGACUACCCCACCAUUGGCCUGCACGCCGUCUCCAGGGACGUCAGCGCGUACCCAGAGGAGCACCUGUACGUCAUGGUCAACGGAAAACUCACAGGUGAGAACGGGGCCGAAAUGGCAGAGAGAGCGGCAGAUGAGGAAAAAGACGACAGCAGUAACAGCGGCGGUGAUGAUGAUGACGAUGAAGGAGUCAUCACAGAGAUCCGGUUUGUGCCCAGUGACAAGGUGGCAUUGGAGUCCAUGUUCUCAGCGAUGUGCGAGUGCCAGGCGCUGCAUCCCGACCCAGAGGACGACGACUCCGACAACGACUUUGAAGGAGAAGAGUACAACGUGGAGGAGGCGGAAGCAGAGCACGGCCACGCUGACGUCCCCACCUUCUACACCUACGACGAGGGUCUGUCGGCGCUCACGCAGGAGGGCCAGGCCACGCUGGAGAGGCUGGAGGGGCUGUUGGCCCAGUCGGUCGCUCAGCAGUACCACAUGGCCGGGGUCCGAACCGAAGAAGCCAAUGGCGAAUUCGAAGACGGUAUGGAGGUGGAUGCAGCAGAGCUGGAGGCCGGUCAGUUUGAGGACGCAGACGUCGAGCACUGAUGGAAGGCGUCUCAGCGGCCAGUUGAAGCACUGAUGCAGUGUUGCAUCAUGGGAUUGGAGGAGGACAGCAGCACUUCUCUAAAGCUCUUACUUGUACUCUCUUCUCAAACAAACCUUUUCCCCAUGUACUCAUCGUCAUCUCUCUAGUCUUUUUUUUUUGUCGCUUGCUACAUUUCCUCUCGUUGUAUCAGAGCUCACGUGUUGCAUUUUGUUGUUUUUUCUGCUCAUAUUCAUCUCUACUAAUUUGUCCAAACCAUAUGAAUAAAGUUUGCAGUAAACAGUCAGAUCAGCUACUGUAGACUAUUGAGAUGCAGCCCUGAAAGGCCAGGUCCUGUUGUUAACUGUAAAAACAAAACUCUGAGUUUCUGUUUUCUACCUAACGACCAGUUUAAUAUCAGAUUUUCCUGUAGAGGAAAACGAAUGUCUUUGUAUUAAAAUGUCAAUAAAUGCAUAGUUUUUGUAUCA
Molecule: messenger RNA, 1597 nt
Organism: Anarrhichthys ocellatus (wolf-eel)
Lineage: Eukaryota; Metazoa; Chordata; Actinopteri; Perciformes; Anarhichadidae
Gene: clns1a
Product: chloride channel, nucleotide-sensitive, 1A
Exons: 8
Coding region: 383-1132 (249 amino acids)
Biological process (GO): chloride transport; mRNA cis splicing, via spliceosome; cell volume homeostasis
Cellular component (GO): pICln-Sm protein complex; cytosol; plasma membrane
Source: RefSeq, a predicted model, not a curated record